This is a messenger RNA of Aspergillus saccharolyticus JOP 1030-1, 990 nucleotides long. RefSeq lists its product as uncharacterized. NCBI's taxonomy places the organism in Eukaryota, Fungi, Ascomycota, Eurotiomycetes, Eurotiales, Aspergillaceae. The record is from RefSeq and is a predicted model, not a curated record. The transcript is spliced from 3 exons. Bases 1 to 990 code for a protein of 329 amino acids.
AUGACUCAAGGUACUUUUCAUCAUCGACGCACACCCUCGGGUUCGAAUGCCACCAAAGUGAGAACCUCUCGGCCAGCAACACACCGGAGAGGCACAUCCUUGGGGAAUCAUCAUUCCAUCUCAAAGCUAGGUUCUGGACAGCCCACCAAGCAUUUGCGAGUGGAAGACGACCGGCAACCCGAGAUGGCGGCCAGCUUUCUUAAUUUCUGUGCCAUGUGCGAGAGGCAGAUAACAGUGCCCGACAACACUAUUCUUUAUUGCAGCGAAAGCUGCCGUCGCAAAGACUCCCACAAACCAAUUUCAGCAUCCUUCCCAUCCACUUCAUCCAUGUCUUCCUCUUCGACUCCUCCUAGCUCUCCCCCAAUGUCGCCUCGCAUGAUAGUCGCACCCUUCACUCCCACGAGAAGCUCUUCCAGAUUGUCCAGCUCUGCCCGGAUAUCCGGUGAAUGGCUUGAGGCCAAGACGGAUCAGGAUCCCACUGAAUGGAAGCCCGUAAUACCUACGGGCAAUGGUGCUAGUUCGUUGGCAACCUCGGAUGCUUGGAAGUACUUGUCCCAGUUCCACAACGAUGACCGUGGCGUGCCUCUACGUCGCCCUGGGCUCGGUCAUCGCAGCUCUGCCAGCUUGACUACUCUGCUGAGUAGCACGGGACAUAUGCCCUCGCUGACCCAUACACCGUCUACGGUCGCAUCCUCGUUCAGUAGCAACGCGUCAGAUUACAUGGGUCAGAUGCACGAUCCGGCAUAUCGUCCUCUGCCGCCGCGACACAACCCGCAUUUUUGCAGUUCGAGUGCGACCAAAGGGGUCGAGCUGGUAGUUCCUCAUGUCCUUGUUCAAGCUGAGGACGUCUCCCCCGUCGACAUGUCCAAUGAUGGAUCCAUUUUCCCCGCCAGCAGUGCACUGUGGAAUGAAAAGCCUCUCAACAAGACAUCCACUUUGACUACGACCUUGGGUGCGGUGAGCUCCAAUGUGCCCAUGCGCUCUGUCUGA